AUGUCCCUACGUUCACUGCUUGUCGGAUUGGCACUGGCCGGCUCAGGCUUUUCGCUGGUUUCGCAAGAUGGACGCACAGGCCGUCUACCAGCUAUGGGCUGGAGUACAUGGAACGAGUAUGAAUGCGCCAUCAACGAGACCGUCAUCCUGGAGGUCGCUGAACUCCUCAUUUCUCUCGGCUUGAAAGAUCUCGGCUACAAUUAUGUGAAUAUAGAUGAUUGUUGGUCUGACAAAUCUCAUCAGCGCGACAACGUCACAGGAAGGAUCCGUCCUGACUAUGCCAAGUUUCCGAGUGGCAUCAAGCACACAGCGGACGAAGUUCAUAAGCUCGGGUUGAAAGUCGGCAUCUACGGUGAUGCUGGCGACACGACAUGCGGUGGAUAUGCUGGCUCUUUGGGACACGAGGAAGUAGAUGCUAGGACCUUUGCCGAUUGGGGCAUCGACUAUCUCAAGUACGAUAACUGCGCGGUCCCUGACGAAUGGGACGACGAGUACCGAUGGUGGCCGGAGAAUUGGCUCGGAGGCCCUCCUGCUGAGGAUCAGAGCGCCGGCGGUGACGGUGAAGCUCGGCCUGUUCCAGCGCCCGCAGAAUAUGAUUGGACGACUUCGAAGAGCUUCACGCGGUAUAAGACCAUGAGUGAUGCACUCCUCGCGACAAAUCGUACGAUUGAAUACUCGCAAUGUGCCUGGGGCCAUGCCCACAUCGAGCAGUGGGGCAACGAUACUGGACAUAGCUGGCGCAUGUGGGGAGACAUCUACCCAGAGUGGUACGGCAAACAUCAGUAUUCUUGGGGCAUCAUGCCGAUUCUCAAUCAUGCCUCCUUUUACAACAAUGAAACCAACUUCUGGGGACACGGCGACUGGGAUAUGCUUGAGGUCGGCAAUGGAAACCUUACCCUCCAAGAGAGUCGAUCCCACUUCGCUCUCUGGGCCGCUCUGAAGUCGCCUCUCAUCAUCGGUACCCCGCUUCACGGCAUCGAAUCGGAAAUCCUAGAGAUUCUGAGCAAUAAAGAACUCAUCGACUUCAAUCAAGAUCCAAUCGUCGGCGCUGCAGCCAAACCGUACAAGUGGGGUAUCAACGCCGACUGGACUUGGAAUCAAUCGCAUCCCGCUGAGUACUGGAGUGGACAGUCUUCCAAGGGUGUGUAUGUUUUUGCAUUGAACACACUGAAUGCGACCCAGACCAAGGUCAUUGACUUCGCAGAAGUGCCUGAGUUGAAGGCCGACGCUGAAUACACUGUGUUCAACUCGUGGACGGGAGAAAAGCAGGGAAACUUCAAAGGACGGUACGAAGCGGUUGUCGAAUCACAUGACACCGCGGUCAUUCGACUGGUUGAGACGAGCGACAUGGGCUAUGCUUCGUCGUACGAUCAAUUAUAAGUCGUAAUAUGUGGGAUGAAAACGCGACGGUUGACGCGAUUUCGACGCGUCGUGAUGUCGUCACCUGGGGUGGUUAGAAUUGGUGUCGCAAUCUUCCAAGAUAUUAUAAAGGCAGAAGUAUACAUUGUCUUCGCAACUAGUUACUUAUUAAAGUCUAGACGCAUGUAAGCGACAGCCUCAGAUCGACUCUACGUCAACUCGCGCUUCGACCCCGGGCUUGACCGUUGGAUACAUGUGCGGGGUAAUGUACUCCGUAGAGCUCGUAUUGCUACAUCCUCCUCAUGCAGCGAUAAUACAUCAUGGUGCAUAUCUUAUUUUCCGAGGCUAAAUACAAUAGGGUGUUCUACGGAUCUACUCCGGGCCAGGACGCCUAGGCGAAGCUACUCAACAUGCAAGACCAUGCAAGACACCAAGCAAUGCGUAC
Messenger RNA from Alternaria rosae, 1804 nucleotides. Its product is annotated as alpha-galactosidase precursor. The record is from RefSeq and is a predicted model, not a curated record. NCBI's taxonomy places the organism in Eukaryota, Fungi, Ascomycota, Dothideomycetes, Pleosporales, Pleosporaceae. Bases 1 to 1380 code for a protein of 459 amino acids. The transcript is spliced from 2 exons. Gene Ontology annotation, molecular function: hydrolase activity, hydrolyzing O-glycosyl compounds. Gene Ontology annotation, biological process: carbohydrate metabolic process.